Molecule: messenger RNA, 1563 nt
Organism: Hydra vulgaris (swiftwater hydra)
Lineage: Eukaryota; Metazoa; Cnidaria; Hydrozoa; Anthoathecata; Hydridae
Source: RefSeq, a predicted model, not a curated record
AUGGGUGUUGCAACUGAAACGUGGUUCAAUAAAACAUCAGACACCUCAAUCGAUGGAUACCAUUUGCACAGAAAAGACAGAGACAGUCGAGGAGGGUGUUUGGCAAUGUACAUUAAAUCUAAUAUCCCUGCUGUAUUAACCAGUAUAAAAAUACUAAACGACUCUAGCAUUGAGCAACUUUGGCGAAUUAUCAAGUUUGGUAAUGAAAAACUCCUCCUAGGAUGUAUCUAUCGACCUCAAGAUAAUAACGAUGAUACUCUCAUGAAAAUAAUUUCUUCAAUCAAAGCCGAAAAAUGCAAUCUCUUGAAAUUAGGCUGUGCAUCCAUACUCUUAUACGGUGACUUUAACUUUAGCCACACAACAUAUGAAGAACUUGUAGUUGAUGACAAUACACUAGUUGUAGCGCAUAUCAACAAUGAAUGGCCUAGUGACACUAAGUUUCAACAAUGCUUAGGUGAGCAUUAUUUAACUAAAAUGAUAACAUUCCCAACAUAUCGCAAGUCAAGAAACAAUGCAAUGGGUAAUAAUCUUGAUUUUGUCAUUACCGAUAAAUCAAUCAGAGUUGGAGACCUCAAAAUGUUCUUCUUCAUAUGUUGUGAUCCUAUCGGAGACACAUCUAAAGGUAAAGCUCACUUCCUAAUCACUGGACAUUUCGAAACUAUGAAUUUUGAAAAACAAGCUACUUUUCAUUCACGUUAUAUUUGGAGCAAAGCGAACUAUCAAAAAAUAUCAGAAUAUGUCAUGGAUUACGAUUGGGACAAAAACUUUACUAAUCAUUCAGCAAACUUUAACUACCAACUACUUGAAAAAAAAUACAUGGAAGCUGUGUGCAAAUACAUUCCAGUGACUUCUGUUCCCUUCAAAACAAAAAAAGAACCUUGGACCACACCAAAAGUUAAAGAAGCAGUUUUUCAUAAACGUAAUCUCUGGAGGCAAUAUGUCGCUUCUGGAACUAAAACACAUGAAGCACUCAGGAGUAAGCAUAAAAUAGCUUGUAAACAUGUAUCAGAGGUAAUAAAAAAAGCUAUUAAAAGAUACGAACAUAAGUUAGCUAGUGUUUUAAAAAAUGACCCAAAGAAACUUUAUGAUCACAUCAAAAUUAAAGAAGAAACUAAUAACUUACUUCAAGCUCUCGAAGAUGACAAUAAAAACAUUAUAACCGACGGUGCAGUUAUUUCAGAUAUUCUAAAUAACUACUUUCAUUCUGUAUUCACUACUGAAAAACCAGAUUCGCUGCCAGAGUUCGGAUCACGUACAAAUGUAUCUUGCACUAUAGACUUAAAUUUCAAAUCGGCGAAUUUAGUUCAAGAAAGACUAAAAAAGCUCAUUGAAACUAAGUCAAAAGGACAUGACGACAUACACCCACGAGCUUGGUCAUCACACAAUGAAAAAGACAUUGCUAUUUCAGAACGAGUACAGCAUAAAGCCGCUAAAACAAUAUCGGAAAUAAAGCAUUUGCCAUAUGAAGAAAGACUCUUUCAUCUCGGCUUAACUACUCUUAAAGAAAGGAGAGUUCAAGGUGAUCUGAUUCAACAGUUUAAAAUUUCAAAAGGUAUUGAUUAA